AUGUCCGGUGCUUUUGCAAUCAGCAGCACGGAAAGGGGACCUUCCAUGGUGCAUACGGAUGAGAAGCAAGGCAAGCAGGCAGGGUGGACACGGGACGGGCUGUUCCCUGCCACCUCUGCCGCGGCGGCAGUCAGUCCACAGGCCGUCCAGACAGACAGCAGCUGCCGAGACCACAAGAGAGGAGGGCUGGCAUUGAAACAACAAAGACAGCUGGAGAGGCAGUGCCAACUUUGUGAUCCUAGCGGAUGCCAACCUCUUUGUAUUACAGGUAAGCUCUUGUUUCAAAGCUUAAGGCAGUCUUGCAGUGUCUCUCUGUGUGUGUUCCUUUGAUGGGAAGUUCUAAGAACAUAGGAAGCUGCCUUAUACUGAGUCAGACCAUUGGCCUACCUUGCUCAGUAUUGCCUACACUGGUUGGCAGUGGCCAGGGCUGGCCCAUGCAUGAGGCAAGGUGAGGUGACCACAUCUGGUGGCAGAAUCCACAGGAGCAGACCUUUCUUUCCCCAUUGUUCCUGAUGUAGAUUUUCCCUCACCCCUUCUUCCCUGGCAGGGAGGUGGACGCCAUUUUGGAGGCCCAUCGCAGGGGCCAAAGUGUCUUGGGUCAGCCUUGGCGGUGGCUCUCCAGAGUUUGAGGCAGGGUUCUCUCUCAGCUCUAUCUGGAAAUGAUGGGGAUUGAACUUGGCAGAUGCUCUACCAAUGAGCUGUGGCCCUUCCCCUAGGAGCAGAAUUUCUGUCAAGACACGCCAGAAAGUUAUGAAUGUCAUGUGUCUGUGCACCCAGUAAUUUAUCCUGGAAUGUGCCUUGCUUACACGUUACACGAGUGUACAUUCAAUGUGUAUGUGGGAGAGAGUGAGAACGUUCCUAUCUGCAGUCACUAGCUUCUAGCAUGCCCCCUACAUGCAUUCAGCAUAACUUGGGCAAGAAUGCACAUGUAAGACCUGUAUGCACAUAGAGGAUUCCUGGUGCUGCCUGCAUAUGUACUGUUUGCAUGCAGAAAACACAGCUGAAUGUGGACAGCAAGAGCCCGUGAGUGAGAUUCUUCUCAUCCCUCUGCAUGUGCUGAUAUGCAUAAUGUCCCAAGGUGACUAAAUAAUGGGUUCUCUUCAACCCCUUCCUUGAACAGUGAUUGCAAGAAGAUAAUAUUCCAAUGCCCUCAAUGUACAUGGGCAUUGACAACAACAAGAGGAAAGCAAAAUUGCCUUUCUGAAGGUGCUUGUGGUACAGAACCAGACAGCAGGGGGAGAGAAUGGAGGGAUUAGGAAGUGGGGAAGGAAACCAGGUUGCUUUUUCUCAUUCCUGUUUAUCAUGUUAGGGAGAAGUUAGCUCAGCCUUGUGUGACCUGGUGCCCUCCAGAUGUUUGGGUUAUGCUCUGCUGGCUGGGGCUGAUGGGAGUUGUAGUGCAAAACAUCUGGUUGUGGAAGGCUGAGGUGGCUUAUUCCUCCACACAGUUGCCUGA
Messenger RNA from Podarcis lilfordi (Lilford's wall lizard), 1453 nucleotides. The record is from the annotation of a GenBank genome assembly. Lineage: Eukaryota; Metazoa; Chordata; Lepidosauria; Squamata; Lacertidae.